Messenger RNA from Callorhinchus milii (elephant shark), 1527 nucleotides. Its product is annotated as probable assembly chaperone of rpl4. Lineage: Eukaryota; Metazoa; Chordata; Chondrichthyes; Chimaeriformes; Callorhinchidae. Bases 177 to 1454 code for a protein of 425 amino acids. The record is from RefSeq and is a predicted model, not a curated record. Gene Ontology annotation, biological process: cell division. Gene Ontology annotation, molecular function: protein binding. The transcript is spliced from 12 exons.
GGCGUGAGAUAGAUGAAUGGCGGCUGUGUGUGGCGGGGAAGAUGAAUCAUAUAUAUUUGUACUUUAGUUCAGUGACAUCAGAAUUUCGAAACCAGAGCAGAAUCGGAAUCGCGACUCGGGACUGAUGUUUGUCCGCGUGGGGAGUCCGUAGAGGAGCAGCUGAUGUGUCAGUGCACAUGGCCGGACAGAGCCGAGGGCGGCGCUCCCGGGCGUCUGGAUUUGAAAUGGCUGGUUUAAGUGCUCAAGACAGGAUGCGCCAGAAAAUGGAGAAAAAAGCCAAGAAAAAAACAGAAGCAAAGUAUUCUGUACAACAGUUGCUGGAAAAAGCAGAAGAUUGUAUGGACAACUUCAAUUUCGAACUGGCACAAAUGUUCUGCCAACGAGCGCUUGAUUUGGAACCUGAUAACAUUACUGUCCUUGAGAUGAUGGGCAACAUCUUUGCAGAGCUUGGAAACUCGGAAAAAGCAAAAGAGGUGUUUCAGCGAUCUGUGGAGCUACGGCCUGAAGAAGGCCACGCCAAGUACAUGUAUUUGGGUCAGAUCCACGGUGGCGAGGAGGCAGUGCAGUACUUCAGAAAAGGAACAGAGCUCAUGAUCCGAGAAUACCAAAAGCAGAAAGAACUGGUCACUCAGGCAGCAGCUUGUGACCCUGAUAAUCUUGAGGUGACUUCGCAAAACAUCUCCACAGCUUUUUGUUCGGUGGCUGAGAUUUUCCUUACUGACCUCUGUUUGGAGGAGGGAGCCGCAGAUAAUUGUAAAGAAGCCCUUGAAAAGGCCUUAGAGUAUGAUCCUAGCAACCCUGAAGCCUUGCAGUUGAUGGCCAGUUAUCUCUUUAGUACAGAACAGCAGCAGGAAGGGAAAACAUUCCUGAUGAAAAGCAUUGAACAGUGGUUGCCUAGUUAUCAGAAAGCAGUGACAGAGCAGCAAUCUCAAGGUGAUGAUGACUCCGAACAAUUACAGAAUUUAUUUCCUCCUUAUGAAUCCAGAAUAACUACGGGCAAACUGCUGAUAGAAGCUGAAGAAUAUGAGGAAUGCCAAGGAAAUCCCGGAAUAGCCUCCCCAGAUGUAGGAGCAGCAGGUGGGACUUGGAGGAACUUAGACUUCCCAGAGUUGCUGUUGAGAUUCUUGAGGGGCUCUUGGAAGAGGAUGAUGAAGUUGUACAGGUUUGGUAUCUGCUGGGAUGGGUUUGUUAUCUUCAAGCAGAGAAGUCGGAUCAGGAGGCUGCAUUCAAGAAAUCUGCCAGGGCACACCUCACGAAAGCUAAAAAGCUUUACACAAAGCUCAAGUGUGAUGACUCCCCACUGCUGGAUCACACGGAGCAGCUCCUGGCAGACCUGGGAGGUGCUGAGGGCUCAGAGCCUUCAGACGAUGAGCAGCCUCCCACUGAGGAUAUCCAGGAUGACUUUGUGGAAAGCAGUGACGAGGAGGAAAUGGAACAGUGAUUUUUUUUUUUGACAGGAACAUUUCUGUAAGGCAGCGGGAGCUCUUCCAUCAAAAAUAUUAAAGGAAUAGUUUUUUUAAAUAAAAA